AUUGUUUUUAUUUAGUGAUAAUGUAUUGAAAUUGUUGGAAAUUUAUUAAAAUAGAUCAUUUAUCAUGCGAAAAAUAAAACUUGAUAAUUGUUCAAUACAGAUUUUAUUUCAGUAAAAAAAAUUUUAUAUGACGACGUGAAUGUAGUUGUGAUAAAAUUGUUUAUUGUUUUCUGAGUAAAGUAAGAGAGUAUGAUUAUCCAUGUUUCCAAUUUAUGCAAAGCAGCUAUAAAUAAUAAAAUAAAAUCACCCAACAAAAAAUAAAAUAAAAGUUAGUUAUAAUUUUAUUUUGUCACAUUUUUUAUUUGAAAUAUAAAAUAAAUAUUAGAUAUCGUCAACCGGAUUAACAACUAUUCAAAGAAUUUUUAAAAUAAAAUGUGCGAUUCAAACGCAGUCCAAAAAUGGGUUUGUGAAUAUUGUACGUACGAAAAUUUCCCUCAAUCAUUGAAAUGUACGAUGUGCAAAGGCCUGAAACCACUACUUAAUGAAGACAUAUUUCGAUUAAGCCCACCCCAGCCAAAAAUUCAACAAAAUUAUUCAGGUUUAGUUGAAGCUUCUAGUUUAAGUUUAUCCCAAACAAAUAUUAACGCAUGUGGUCAAUCUACAAACCCGGAUGCAAUGAAAAAUAAAUGGUCAUGUCCAUCAUGUACAUAUCUUAAUUGGCCACGUAGCCAACGUUGUGUACAAUGUAAUACACGUCGUCCACCUAUCACUUCAAUUCAAAAUUCUAAUUCAGAUGAAACUGUAAAUAAUAUCGAAAACGUUAAUUUAACUAUGACUUCGUCAUCAACAUUGCAAACUGUUUCCAAUACUAUAACGACAACAACAAUAUCCAAACAACAACAAAAUUAUCAACAGGAAAAUCAAAUUUCCUCAAAAAUUUGUCAAUCUGAUGAACUAUCAUUAUCACCCAAAAAUAUAUCAUCAACUAACAAGAAUGGUCAUUAUACAAACAUACAUGAACAAUUGAAAAAUUUAAAUAUAUCAGAGAAUAAUGUAGGCUCUGAUCCAGAUUUAGUCGCUAGUAAUAAUUUAAAUUUAGCUUCAAGCAACAAAUAUUCAAUAUCAUCUCAAAUGAAUAGUCCAAUUGGUUCUAUAACCAAUUUAGCCAGUUCUAGAAAUACAUCUAAUUUACCACCAUCAAUAGGAGCGGUUAGUAAUCGUAUAAGUCCAGUUGAAACUCGUACAUAUACUAAUAAAUGGGCUUGCACGGUAUGUAAAAAUAUGUGUACUUAUGAAAAUUGGCCAAAAAGUUUAAAAUGUUCUAUGUGUGGUCAUUCAAAAGAAAAUAAUAGUGAUAUUAACGAACGUUGUAACUUCCUAAAUAAUAGAUUUCCGGUUGAAAAUGAAGAAAAUAACGAUUCGAUCGGACGAAAUACCAUGUCAAACAAUACAGUAAAUAACAAACAUAGGUACCAACUAGGAUCUUCAGAAACAAUUAACAACUGUGAUAAUAUACAAGAGAGGCAAGAGCGUCGUCAAAGACAAAUUAGACGUCAAGUAGAUUGGCAAUGGUUAAAUGCUUGUUUAGGUGUUGUUGAAAAUAAUUAUAGCGCUGUAGAGGCAUAUUUAUCAUGUGGUGGAAAUCCCGCGCGCUCAUUAACUAGUAAUGAAAUAGCAAUAUUAAACCGUAAUUCAGCUUUCGAUGUAGGACAUACACUGAUACACUUAGCUAUACGUUUUCAUCGUGAGGAAAUGUUACCAAUGUUAUUAGCUCAAAUAUCUGGAGGACCAGGUAUAAAAAGAGUUCCUUCGUUUAUAGCACCAGACUUAGCAUCAGACAUUCGCCGUCAUUUUGCAAAUUCGUUAAGAAUACGUAAAUCUCCUUUUAAUUGUCAUUAUGUACAUGAGCAUGCAACUUUUGCCUUGCCCGCUGAUAUUGAAGAGUUACCGAUACCUAUUCAAGAACAGCUUUAUGAUGAAUUAUUAGAUCGCGAUGCUCAAAAACAGUUAGAAAAUCCCCCACCUGCAUUAAAUUGGUCUCUAGAAAUAACGGCGCGACUUGGUUCUCGUUUGUUAGUUCUGUGGAAUCGUAGUGCUGGUGAUUGCCUAUUAGAUUCUGCAAUGCAAGCCACUUGGGGUGUAUUUGACCGUGAUAAUGUUCUUCGCAGAGCUUUGGCAGAUAGCUUACAUCAAUGUGGACAUAUAUUUUACCCAAGAUGGAAGGAAUAUGAAAUGUUUCAAGCUGCUAUAUUACAUUUUACUUUGGAAGAAACGCAAUGGGAAGAAGACUGGGCAUCCUUAUUAUCAUUAGCUAGCCAACCAGGGUCUUCCUUGGAACAAUUGCAUAUAUUUGCAUUAGCGCAUAUCUUAAGGCGACCAAUUAUAGUUUAUGGAGUUAAAUAUGUAAAGAGUUUUAGGGGAGAAGAUAUAGGUUAUGCUAGGUUUGAAGGUUUAUAUUUGCCCUUGUUAUGGGAGCAAAGUUUUUGCAUAAAGUCUCCAAUUGCUUUAGGAUAUACUCGUGGUCAUUUUAGUGCAUUAGUUCCAAUGGAACCUUAUGCUAGAAUAGAAGCAAGUCGUGAUGAACCAGAAGAUGUUACAUUUUUACCUCUAAUGGAUUGUGAAAUGAAACUUUUACCCAUCCAUUUUUUAACUCAAUCAGAAAUGGGAAGAGAAGAGACAAUAAUGCGUCAAUGGUUAGAUGUUUGCUGUACAGAAGGAGGAAUUUUAGUUGCCCAACAAACAUUGCGUAAACGUCCACUACUAGUUGCACAAAUGCUAGAAGAAUGGUUAAAUCAUUAUAGGAGAAUUGCACAAGUUAUUGCUGCACCUUUUGGAAGAAGACCAAUAACUGGAUAUUCUAGUGACGGAGAUUCAGAUGAAGAAUGAAAGAAGUAUUUAGUUAUUAGGAAGAAAAGCAAAUAAAUUUUACCUGUUUUCUAAUUGAUUGAAAAACCCUAAAAAAACUCACAAAAGAAUGAAAAAAAAAAAAAUAAACAAGGAACUAUUUUAAAAAUAAUUGUAGAUAAGUAAAAUUAUUAUUUCACAUUUUUCUGGUAAAAGAAAAACGAAAAACCAAAUAUGAUUAAUUAUUUAAAAAGGGUGUUUUAUAUAUUUUAUUUAAUUAUUCAUUUUCCACAUUUUUUUCCAACAAUUUUAAUACUACAAAAAUAAAUAUUGUAAAUGAAAAGGUUUAUAUAUGUAUUAUACAUAUUUGUUUAAAUAUAGAUAUACAUAUAUAUACAUAUGUACGU
This is a messenger RNA of Condylostylus longicornis, 3191 nucleotides long. It is a transcript of the gene trbd, whose product is annotated as ubiquitin thioesterase trabid. The transcript has 10 exons. Gene Ontology annotation, molecular function: cysteine-type deubiquitinase activity; K63-linked polyubiquitin modification-dependent protein binding. Gene Ontology annotation, biological process: positive regulation of Wnt signaling pathway; protein K29-linked deubiquitination; cell migration. The record is from RefSeq and is a predicted model, not a curated record. Lineage: Eukaryota; Metazoa; Arthropoda; Insecta; Diptera; Dolichopodidae. The coding region runs from base 373 to 2826 and encodes 817 amino acids. Gene Ontology annotation, cellular component: nucleus; cytoplasm.